AUGAGAACUCUGAUUCCCUUGCGGACACAACAGGAUCUUCCAACGUUGAAUUUUAACGAAAUUAGUUUAUUUAAAGAUGUGGAAGUGGGGAAUUCGACGAAUCUGCGUAAUUUGAAAGAAGAAUUCAGCAAUUCGGUUUUGAUAAACUCAGACCAAGAUAUCGAUUCAGACGUCGAGUUUAUUGGCAAGGUUUACAUUGAGGGUGAUAUGGAGCUAUCAGGCACAGUGAACGAGGUUGAAACAAAUAGCUUCGUUACCACAAAUACCGAUCAAGAACUGAGUGCGAUUUAUAACUUUAAGUCGAAGGUUAAUUUAGACCAGAAUCUGCUGGUUGAUGGAUUAGUGAAUGGGAUAGAUAUAGAUAAAUGGGCUCAAGAUUCUGUUAAAGUUGUGUCUCAAUUUCCGCAGAACAUUAGUAAUAGUUGGUCAGUCGAUCCAGAGUUAAUAUUAGAGGAAGAUUCCACAGGUAACGGGCUUAUCAACAAUAUUGAUUUUAAGAAAUUUAGUCAGGAAAUUCAGGACAAAAGAAAUCAUAAAUAUCAAGUUGAAGAGGAAUUUAUAGAAAAUUACAUCAACAUUUGUAAAGAUCUAACUUACAUGCACGAUAAACUGAAAAAGCAGAUUUAUAAAUUUGACUACUUAGAAAAGCUUCAGACUUUAAAUUUUCAUAAAAAAGUAGAAUACAUUUAUAACUAUUUUUACCGCAACGCCACUUAUUUUAUUGUUAAUGAAAAAAGCAACUGUCUGUCUUAUUUAUUUAUUUUCGACUCGCGUUUUAGAUACAUUAAAGAUAUCCACUUUGGACCGAUUGCUCAGAUUGUUUCGGUCCGUUCUAACGAUUUGUUGUAUUUAGUUAUACGUAAUCAACCCUUUUAUUCCACUUGUAAAACUCAAGGCACUAAUCUUUGGCAACUUAAAGAUGAUAACUUUGAGAAUUUGUUAAACAUUGAAGACCAAGAUCUUCUACAAGAAUCUUUAGAACCCGGAACUUUCUAUGGAUUGCGCAAACAUGUGAUAACCGAAUAUAAAAUUUUACCAAAUUUAGCCUCUGCGAUAAGAUACAGAAAGUGGGAAGUGAGAGAAGAUAACAUGGCGUUUGUGCCCAGGGGAUUAGCAACGGGUCUAUCCUUAAGAACCGGAAAAAAGCUGAUCAAUUUACAUCGUGACUACCCAACAUCCGAUAGUUUCAGUCCUGAAACCGAAGAAAUUAUUAUAGCAACGACUUGGUUGUAA
Messenger RNA from Zophobas morio, 1233 nucleotides. RefSeq lists its product as uncharacterized. The record is from RefSeq and is a predicted model, not a curated record. NCBI's taxonomy places the organism in Eukaryota, Metazoa, Arthropoda, Insecta, Coleoptera, Tenebrionidae. The coding region runs from base 1 to 1233 and encodes 410 amino acids. The transcript is spliced from 6 exons.